AGCUGCAAGUGGGAGUAUAGAAAUUGUAUGUUUUAUUGAAAGUGUGAGCGUUAUACGUUAAAGAAACAAAAUACAAUAUAAUCAUGUCGAGCGAUGAAAAUAGGGAAUUGAUAAGCCGACUCAUUCUACAGGCUAAUCAAGCACAGUGUUUGCUUGUAGAUGUGUUGAAAGAGUUGGAGGAGAGCCAAAAUUUAACAGAACUACGCUCAAAAACUAGGCGAUCCCUUAGGAGAAGAAAGCGUAGCCAGUGUCGGUGUCGAGACUAUUCCGACUCCGACUCUUCCGAUCAAGAGUUUGCAGUCGGAAGAAAAAGCUCUGCAGUCGCAAGAGAUCGCAAGCGAGAUCGCUCCCGCUCUCGGGGCCGUUCUCGCGGCCAUUCCAGGGGGCGGUCCCAUGGGCGAUCACGCUCUCGCUCUCAUACAAACACGCAGCACAAACAAUUGGCACUGGCUGUGAGAGUUAAGUGA
Drosophila hydei is the source of this 467-nucleotide messenger RNA. RefSeq names its product probable splicing factor, arginine/serine-rich 6. NCBI's taxonomy places the organism in Eukaryota, Metazoa, Arthropoda, Insecta, Diptera, Drosophilidae. Bases 84 to 467 code for a protein of 127 amino acids. The transcript has a single exon. The record is from RefSeq and is a predicted model, not a curated record.